CCCUAGGUCGCGCACCAUGGUUCUACCCUGUAAUUUUAUGGAAGGCCUUCGGGCUAUAGACGUUACUUUAGAUAGACUGGAAACAAACAGAAUGCCUAAAUCGGAUCUAUCGCCGGACUGCAUCAUCACUCCAGGAUCGGUCACCUUGCUUCCUUCCUGCGUCCGGGUCCGUGCUUGUCAUUGCCCAUGAUACCCUAGGAGACUAUAGCGCACGUCUUCCGGCCUAUCACUAUGAAGAAGUUCUUCAACAACCUUGCUCCGAAUCGUGGACCCAAGGCGGCUGCAGCGACGACAGCGACGAGCACGCCUGCGACGCCACUCACUCCAACCGUUGCGCAUACAACCGGUCUCCAAGCGAAGUUCGUCAUCCCUCCUGUCCCCCAUCCUGCCCCAUAUCACUAUCUUUGUAUACUUGCGCGUUCUGAGGGCUUGCUCGUACGAUCACAUCUGCCCGGUGAAGGACAUGAUGAUCUGCAAUCAUACGUCCGCGUCUCGUGGGGUUCGCCGGUGAAGGCCGAGGAAGUGCAGGUCGAUGAGAAGAACAAGAUCGACUGGAGCGAGGGGGCUGUUGUCUAUGGCUUGCUGGGCUCGCUGGAUCUGUUCUCAGGCGCGUAUGUGCUGGUCAUAACGUCGAAGGCGGACAUAGGGAACUUCCUCGAUGGUAGUCGCGCAGUCUACGGCGUCAAGGGUGUCACUGCGAUCCCUAUGGAUGAAGAACGCGCGCGACGCACCAUCAUAUCCAUUGCAUCUCGCAAUAAGCACCUCGCACGCCCCUCUGUUCUCGUCCGGUCGUCCACGAUGGAUACGGUCGGUGAAUCAGGAGCAAGCGACUCCGAAGAGUCUCCUGAGACGCCCAAGGCCAAGGUCCAGUUCGCGGACGAAGCCGACGUCAAGAUCAUGACACCUCGCAGCGACAGUUCUAUGGACGUCCCUCGGCCGUACAGACAUUCGCGCGCCGAAUCCGUCGAUUCGUUGGCUUCAGACAUCUCCGCGUCUUCCUCAAUGCAGUCAAGCGAUUCGAUGUCCAAUGUCAGCAGCCAAAGCAGCGUAGCCCAGACGCUUGCUUCCCGCCUGUCCUUCUGGAAGACGACGCGGGCACCCGCAGCUACUACUGCUCCAGGGCCAUCAGCAGACACGCAAAGCACUGCGCAAGAGGGCAAUGCCUAUGUUGAGGGAGUCAACGAGAUACUCGCCGCCGCGACACCCGCCGCGGAGCCGGUGAACGUCGAAGAAAGGAAUUCCCAGCUCGACGACAAGAUCGUGAAGGAGUGUAUACGCGAGUUCACCAAAGGGGACAUGUAUUUCGCGUAUAACUUUGAUAUAACCCGAUGCCUUCAGCACAAGCAAGAGUUGAUUGCAAAGUCGCAGAAGCAGCACGCACUCAUGGACGAGUUGACCGCCUCUCACUCGGGAGAGGUCGCAGAUUCGGAACGUCAAGGAUCGCAUACGGUGAACGUACUGGACGAGCCGCAUCCUACUCUCCCUCUGUGGCGGCGCGUCAAUAGGCAAUUCUGGUGGAAUGAAUCCUUGUCGAAGGCCUUCGUUGAUGCUGGGCUUCACUCUUACGUCCUUCCGGUCAUGCAAGGAUACUACCAGAUAUCCACCUUCCAGACAUCGCAGGACCCCAUCACCGGCGACCAAGCGUCUGUCGACUAUAUCAUCAUUUCUCGGCGGUCCCGAGAUCGCGCAGGGUUGCGGUAUCAGAGAAGAGGGAUUGACGACGAUGCCCAUGUUGCGAAUUUCGUGGAGACGGAGACGGUGAUGCGCGUGGAGCGUGAGGGAUCUCAGAACGUGUUCUCUUACUUGCAAAUACGAGGAUCAAUCCCUCUCUUCUGGACGCAGACAGGAUAUGGCCUCAAGCCGCCACCUGUCCUCGCUGCCGACCACACUCCCGCCCAGAAUAUCGACGCGAUGAAGCGGCACUUCCAGAGGACCUUGACGCGAUAUGGUCCGCAUACCAUUGUCAACCUCGCAGAGCAGAGUGGCAAGGAAGGCGCGAUAACCGGCAAGUACAGGGAAUUUGUCAAGGAAGUUGGACUGCCGGAUGUCCUCUAUCACGAAUACGACUUCCACGCUGAGACAAAAGGCAUGAAGUACGAGAACAUCUCCAAACUCAUCAGUGCCCUAGAAAGGACCUUUGAGCAGCAAGGGUACCUUUGGCUGUCCGGGGACCGCUUGAUGUCCACGCAGAAGGGCGUCUUCCGUACAAAUUGUAUCGACUGCUUGGAUAGGACGAACGUCGUGCAGUCUGCGUUCGCUCGCUUCAUUCUCAACAAGCAACUGGGUGCUGUUGCGUUGACCAACUCUGCGACUGACGGGCAAUCCAACAUGGAUGUCGUCUUUAAUGACAUGUGGGCGAACAACGGCGACGCAAUCAGCAGGGCAUACGCAGGCACCUCUGCUCUCAAAGGCGACUUUACAAGGACGGGGAAGCGGGACAUCGGCGGCAUGCUCAACGACGGAGUCAACUCUCUGGCACGGAUGUAUGCAUCGACGUUUGGCGACUGGUUCUCGCAAGCGGUCAUCGACUACAUGCUGGGCUAUCGCACCCUAACCGUCUUCUCUGAAUUCCUGCUGAAGUUGCAGUCAACCGACCCAGGAGAGCUCAUUCGGUUGUCGAAGAUCCGCGCUGAAGCCAUUGCAACCUCGGUCUCCCGGGUUCUGGAUGAAGGAGAAAGGUUGCUGUCGGCGUGGACUGUAUUAUCACCAGAAGGGUUCAACGUCAAGAUUGGACCGAAGUUCGAGGAGAAAGUCCUUUUGUUAACGGCACGAGCGCUGUAUAUCAUUCGUUACGACUAUACUCUGGAGAAGGUCAAAGCCUACACCCGCGUACCACUCGGUGACAUUACGGGUAUCACCAAAGGAGCGUACAUUCUUUCGCCAUUGGAGGAAGCCAGCCGUGAUCCCAAGCAGAACGCCGGCUUCGUCGUACGCUGGAUCAGUACAAAUCAGACGACCCGCGUAUCGUCUUACUCGGUGAAGAAUACACUGGACGCAAGCAGUUUCCUACCGGUGUCGAAAUCGGACAGCCCCAUCACGAGCAGCCCCCUUUCGUCCAGCCCUACCACCGAGUCACCUACCAAGAAUAAUCCCCUCACUUCGACUAACUCUCCCAGUCGUCGUUUCUCUAUACCCGCAUCGCUCAGCAAUCUCAACCAAUCGAUCAGCAACACUGUCAAUCCUCUUCUACCCCGGAAACGGAAGACACUGGCGCUGUCGGACGUUCUGUCAAAGGCGGAGUCGGGAGGCGAGGUCACGUUCGCUGCAUUCAAGGCGCUUCAGAUCGACCCUACGCGGACGCGGCACGACGCCAGUGGCGGCUCCGUUGUGGGCGGCACUAUCGACAGCAGGAAGUCGUCUGUCUAUGCAGAGCCGGCGGACGAGCUGAGCGGGGCUCGGGACUGUCAAGAGGCAGUCGACAUGAUUGUGGACGCGGUGCAGGCUGCGUGCAAGGAUAUAGGUGGUGGCGUGGGCGCAGAGGGCGAGGACUUCGUCAAGAAGGAGGAUAUUGUCAGUGUUAGCGAAGCAGAAAGGUUGACAACGAUGUAUGCCAAGAUGGAGUAUGGACUGAAGAGGCUGCUCUGGCUCGGUAGCUGAGCGUCGGACACAAUGUCUUC
Schizophyllum commune H4-8 is the source of this 3617-nucleotide messenger RNA. RefSeq lists its product as uncharacterized. The record is from RefSeq and is a predicted model, not a curated record. The transcript is spliced from 17 exons. Gene Ontology annotation, cellular component: endoplasmic reticulum. The coding region runs from base 232 to 3597 and encodes 1121 amino acids. Gene Ontology annotation, biological process: phosphatidylinositol dephosphorylation. NCBI's taxonomy places the organism in Eukaryota, Fungi, Basidiomycota, Agaricomycetes, Agaricales, Schizophyllaceae. Gene Ontology annotation, molecular function: phosphatidylinositol-4-phosphate phosphatase activity.